Molecule: messenger RNA, 3308 nt
Organism: Oncorhynchus kisutch (coho salmon)
Lineage: Eukaryota; Metazoa; Chordata; Actinopteri; Salmoniformes; Salmonidae
Product: carbohydrate sulfotransferase 8
Exons: 5
Coding region: 537-1907 (456 amino acids)
Biological process (GO): proteoglycan biosynthetic process; carbohydrate biosynthetic process
Cellular component (GO): membrane
Molecular function (GO): sulfotransferase activity
Source: RefSeq, a predicted model, not a curated record
ACACACACACACAAGUUGGCACAACUGUAGGUCUACCUGAAUUGCUUGCGGUUUCCAGACCUUUGAAGCACAAACUAUUAUUGUAGCGGUUGCCUGGCAGUGUCGGCAGUAUCAGCUGCAUCGCUUUCCCAUGGGACUGCCAGAGACUUAGAGAGCAAGAAAUAGAAGCAGGGAGAUGCCGCGCUGCGCUCCACUCACACAUUUGGCAAACCGCCCUUGUAGGCUAGCCUACUUCUCUCACCCUCGAGCUACUCUCCAAUCCUCGCUAGACCUAAUAAGUGAAUUCAACAGACAACCAAGAACGUGACUGCGUUAAUGGAACGCAUGGCAAGAAGCAGUAAGGUUCGUUUUUUAAACAUUUUGCAAAGAUAUGCGAAAGCUGAGUUUUCAGUCGUGAUGCUGAGAGACAUUGUUGUAAAUCAACAACCUCGAGCGAGAGGAAAUUGACUUUCGACGGACAAGCGCAAACUCUUCUCAGCUUCAAAGACUGAUGGUUAUUGCUACAGAGCAGGUUCCCGUGGCAGGGCUGAGGAGGGAUGCUCUUGGGGGAGUGCAGUAGUACCAGUAGGUUGCUGGAGGCUCUGUGUGGCAAGAGAAGGGUGGUUGUGUCGGCCAUGAAGCUGCCCUGCUCCUUCUACUGUUCCCUCUGGUUCCUCCUGCUCCUGGGGGCCGCGUCCUUACUCCUCCUAGUCCACCUCCAGGGCCUCUCAGACAUGCUCCAGCAACAGACCCCAGGUGCGAAGUUCAUGGUUGCUCCAAGGUGGCCAAUUCAAAAGGAUCAGCCCUCAGACAGUGCAGUCUUUGAGGGCAUCAACCUAGGUGGAGGUUUCCAUGGAGCUCCAGGGGAAGAGAUAUCCUCUAACCCCAGCCUCCCUAGUCCUAGCCCCAGGCAGCCCCCUUCCUUACAGUGGCUGCCCCACCCAUCCACCCCAACCUCCGGAGACCAACAGGCCGAAAGCCCCAGGCCGCCGGUCACUAAACGCCACAGGAAGCUGCUGUUAAAGAGCGGUUCUGUAAUUCCUAGUGGUGCCCCCCCUGGUGCCCCCCCUGGUGAGGAGGACCGUAAGUUACAGGGCAUGGCUCAUACCCAAAUGUCCCGCCACCACCUGCUGAGGGAGGUCUGCACCAAAUACCAUCCGGGCGUUACCGAGCACCCCAUCUCCAGCCGGCAGGUGUCCCGGGUCUACGUGGAGGAUAGGUCAGGGCUGCUGUACUGUGAGGUGCCCAAAGCUGGCUGCUCCAACUGGAAGCGGGUGCUGAUGGUCCUGGGAGGCAGUGCCACCUCCACGCACGGCAUCGCCCACGACGACGCCCACUAUGCCAACCAGCUCCGCCGACUGGACACCUACAGCCAGGCGGGCGUGGCAGAGCGCCUCCGCUCCUACACCAAGGUCCUCUUCGUACGGGAGCCCUUCGAGAGGCUGGUGUCGGCCUUCCGCGACAAGUUCGAGAGCCCCAACUCGUACUACCACCCAGUGUUUGGCCGGCCCAUCAUCUCCCGGUACCGGGCCAACGCCUCGCUCUCCGCCCUGAGGACCGGCGCCGGCGUCACCUUCAGGGAGUUUGUCCAGUACCUGUUGGAUGUGAGGCGACCCGUGGGCAUGGACAUCCACUGGACGCCGGUCAGCCAGCUCUGCAGCCCCUGCCUGCUGCACUACGACUUCAUCGGGAAAUUCGAGAGCCUGAAGGAGGAGGCAAACUUCCUGCUGCGGAGUAUCGGGGCACCUAGCAACCUCACUUUCCCUGACUUUAAAGACAGGAACCCCAAAGCAGAAAGGACUUCCUACACCAUUACCCAGAGAUAUUUUGAACAGUUGAACACCACGGAGAGACAGAGGGCCUAUGACUUUUAUUACAUGGAUUAUCUGAUGUUUAAAUACCCCAAACCCUAUAAAGACCUGUACUGAAGUAUUGGCUGGAUUGACAUGUUUAGAUGAUUCAUUUAAGAUUAUAAAUAUGAACACUACAGAAGAGAUUAUUAUCCUGUGGGACUUGAAUAAGCACUACAGACACAUUGAUGUAAAGUAUUCUACGUGUCUUAUUUACAUCUGGUUACAAUUAUGAUUUGAUGUGAUUACUUUGAGCAUAGGUUGUACAGCUUUUGGUCAUAACACUUUGUAUAGUGUGCGAACAGAUGUGCUUUCUUUGUCAAAUGCACUUUUAUUGAUUGGCAGACAUAGCCUACAUACAACAUCCUCUCAACAAUCAACGAGAUAUUGCUCUCAAUCAACAGCAUAAUGACUUCUAUGAAGUGACCUAUACUCUGAGUGAAGACUUUAUCUCUUCAUUUUCUAUUUUUUUCAGCCUUGUUAUAUGAAGGUAUACUUGUCAUUUUGGGUCAUCGUCAAUCAUGUGACUUUUAAAAAGGAAAACGUGUCUUGUUAUUCUGCAGACCUUUAUAAAAAAGAAGGAAAAGAGAGCCUAGCUAUACUCUCCCAAAGCAAAGACUAGUGUUUGCAGAUACUGCAUCACAUUUGACAGUUAGUGAAAUCCUGCAUUGCCUACUGAUGAGAAGUACCAUGUGUCUUAGACCAUUUUAAUAUCAUUCAAUUUGAUUUCAAAACCACAUUUGCUCUUGAGGUAUUUGUUUUCUAUUUUACAUACAGAACAUACAAUCAACUUGUUACAGUACGUACCUCCAGGCGGAAGGUAGCUUAGCGGUUAAGAGCGUUGGGCCAGUAACUGAAAGGUCACUGGUGCAAAUCCCGAGCCAAUUAGGUGAAAAAUCUGCCGAUGUUCCCUUGAGCAGGACCUGUAACACUAAUCGCUCCUGUAAGUCGCUCUGGAUAAGAGCACCUGCUAAAUGAAAACAAACUAAGGGACAGGAAACACACGAAAUAAGGGACAGGAAAAAUAUAUCAAUGUCAGUUGGUAGCUCAGUUGGUAGAGCAUGGUGCUGCCAGGGUUGUGGGUUCGAUUCCCACAGAGGACCAGUACAAAAAAAGUAUCAGAAUGUAUGCACUCACUAAUAUAAGUCACUCUGGAUAAGAGUGUCUGCUAAAUUACUAAAAUGUAAAAUAUUGCCUUUCAGAUACAACUGUGGGUUCAUGAUCUUUGAUUCUGUAAUGUACAAUAGGGUUUCUGGGUCAUUGUAUACUAAUGAUUACACUGUAAAGAGUAAAUAUAUUGUUUUACAUGUCUGUGCAGAAGUGUUCUAUCUACAAACACGAUUUCAAUCCCCUAGCCUUAACACUGCCAAUUUUGCUAAUAUUGUUUGGGUUUUAAUUUGUUUGGGUUUUAAAGCACCAUUACCAUUUAAUAAAUGUUUUAUCAAGCCUUUACUAAUUAAACAAAAACAUUUCUCUGUU